CGACAGGUGGAUAAUAUAGAGGUCGACAUUUCUAAUGAGAAGUGAAAGAUGGUUGUCACUUUAUUAGCAUUAAUUGCAGCAGGGCUCGUUGUCCUUAUUGUCAUUCUAACAUUUUUAUCGCGUCGGAAUUCUGGUAUCCACAAAAAGGAUGACGACCAAGGGGCAGCACACAAUCAGCCAGUCAGGAGAGCAGCCGGAGCUAGAAAUGCCCGACGUCGUUUGCGAGGAAACGCGGCUGCCCAACCAGAUAGGGUGGAUAACGUAGCUAGAGACGAAGGCAACGAAGAACAGGAAGACAAAUCUGGAGUACCCGAUGGUAAAAUGGGCACUAAGAAACGAGCCAAGCUCGAAGCAAAGGCUGAGAAAAAGGCAUUAAGGGAAAUAGCAGAACGUGAACGAGGAGAGCGUAAAAAGAGAGAUCAGUUGCUUCUGAAAGAACGGGAGAAGCUGAGCGAAGAAGAGAAAGCAGAGGAGCAACGUCAAGAGGAGGCAGAGAGAAAGGCAAGAGAAGAACAGGAAAGAAGGGAGUACGAGGAGUAUCUGAAAAUGAAAGAAGCCUUCAGCGUGGAAGAAGAGGGCUUUGACGAAGACGACGAAGACGAGCAGAGAAACCUAUUACAAGAGUUCCUCGAUUACAUUAAACAAACAAAAGUAGUACUACUUGAAGAUAUAGCUCUUCACUUCAAGAUGAAGACGCCUAAGGUUAUCAAAAGAAUUCAAGACUUACAAGCAGACGGUAUCUUGACAGGGGUCAUAGACGAUCGUGGGAAAUUUAUUUACAUUUCGCAGGAAGAACUCGAGGCUGUUGCCAAGUUUGUGCGCCAACGAGGCAGAGUCAGCAUUUCAGAGCUUGCGGAAAAUUCAAGUCGAUUAAUAAACCUCAAUCCAGAUAAUAUUAUCGAAGCUAGGUAGCGUUAUUACUAAUUCUAUGGCUACUACUUAGUAAUACGAAUGAAUCCAAGUUGUAAUUAUGAAGUAUAAUAACUUAUUAUAUAAGUUUAUUAAGUAUCAAAAGAAAUAAUGGAAUGUUUAACAAAUUACUAUAUUUAUUUUACACCGGAGAGAAUUUUUGUUGGUGAUAGCACAAACUGUGUACAGAAAACGAGGACGUACUCCUUAAGGGGCCACAUUAAUUUAUCGAUUAAACUAUUACCUUUCUCUAUAAAACUCAUUUUUUGUCAAUUGUGGAAGUAACCAGGAUCGAUAUAAUUGAUCCAUUUCAUUUGCAAAUUGUUUCCCAAGUUGUAUGCAUCUUUUGGGUCCUUACAGUUUACGUCCACGCAACCGAAUUAUUUAAGCUCCAUUAACGAAAGCCAUAAAAUAGAUUUACUGCAAUGAUGCUUA
This is a messenger RNA of Orussus abietinus, 1344 nucleotides long. RefSeq names its product DDRGK domain-containing protein 1 (gene Ddrgk1). The record is from RefSeq and is a predicted model, not a curated record. NCBI's taxonomy places the organism in Eukaryota, Metazoa, Arthropoda, Insecta, Hymenoptera, Orussidae. Bases 49 to 912 code for a protein of 287 amino acids. The transcript is spliced from 2 exons.